AUGACCGCUGUAACUAGAUGUCGCGCGACCUGUCGUUCUCCGCUGUUGCUAGUCCCUCGUGAGAUGGCGGAUGUCGAUCGACUGAAUGUUGAUAACGUUAUUGCAAAACUUCUUGAAGUUCGAGGUUCAAGACCUGGCAAAUCUGUUCAACUCUCUGAGUCUGAGAUCCGUGCUCUUGCUAUAAAAGCACGAGAAAUUUUUCUGCAGCAGCCUGCAUUGCUUGAGCUCGAGGCACCAGUAAAAAUUUGUGGGGAUGUUCAUGGACAGUAUUACGACUUGCUCCGACUUUUUGAAUAUGGGGGCUUUCCGCCUGAAGCAAACUACCUAUUUCUUGGCGACUACGUUGAUCGCGGAAAACAGUCACUCGAAACGAUUUGUCUUCUACUGGCUUACAAAAUCAAGUUCCCAGAAAAUUUUUUUCUUCUGAGAGGGAAUCACGAAUUUUUCUUAUUGAUGAUGUUCGCCAAAGGCAAGCGACGAUAUAACAUCAAGUUAUGGAAGGUUUUCACGGAUUGUUUCAAUUGCUUGCCUCUAGCAGCUAUUAUUGAUGAGAAAAUAUUUUGCUGUCACGGUGGUCUUUCGCCUGAUUUGCAUAGUAUGGAUCAGAUUCGUAGAAUCACCAGGCCAACAGAUGUUCCAGAUCAGGGAUUGUUGUGCGACUUGCUAUGGUCUGAUCCAGAUAAGGAUGUUACCACUUGGGGAGAAAAUGAUCGCGGUGUUAGCUACACAUUUGGUGCGGAUAUCGUCUCAAAGUUCCUCGCUAAGCAUGACUUCGACUUGAUCUGUCGCGCUCAUCAGGUACGUGAGGUGUUUCAUUGUUUUGUACGGCGUUGGAAUCAAAAAUUCUUCUACUUGAUCCAGUCGGACAAUAAUUCCUCCCUUGUGAUACUUUUGUUAGAUUAA
Messenger RNA from Hydatigera taeniaeformis, 903 nucleotides. The record is from the annotation of a GenBank genome assembly. NCBI's taxonomy places the organism in Eukaryota, Metazoa, Platyhelminthes, Cestoda, Cyclophyllidea, Taeniidae.